ACUCCCUCACUCAAAAGCUUCUCCUGCCUGUCCUCUCCUUCUCAGCGUCGUCGUCUCUCUAACUUUUGAAGCGGGCGUCACCACUCCCUUCUUACUAACACAUGUCCUUCAGCCUCCUUCUCUCUCUCUCUCUCUCUCUCCACCUCUGCCCCUCUGAACCUCUCUUUGAAAUUCGAAGCUCCGCCAUUUCCAUCGGACCACUCUCUCUCUCUCUCUCUCUGGCUCUAAAAAUCUAAAUAUUUUUAAAAAAUAUAAAAAAUAAAUUAGGAGGUGGAGUUUGGUUUCUUUCUUCUUCGGUUGGUCUUGAAGAUCGCUCGGACCCGAACCCGAUCUUGGUGGCUGAAUCUUCGAAGCAGAGAAGGUUGGCAAUUGGACCGAGCAAUCCGUACCUCCUCCUCUACGUACGUUCUACCAUGUGGUUUGAGAUUGUUUGGUGAAUUUUUGGGAAAAAAGAAAAAGAAAAGAAAGGAAAUUGUUGCAUCUUUGGCGGUGGGCCAUCAUGAGUGCUGGUGGUGGUAAUCAGAUGAUCUCUGUUCUUCCGGAUGAGCUCAAAUUCCAAUUUGAGCUGGAGAAGCAAAGCUUUUGUGAUCUAAAAGUUGUCAACAACACAGAACACCAUGUUGCUUUUAAGGUUAAAACCACUUCACCUAAGAAGUACUUUGUACGACCCAACACUGGUGUUAUACAGGCUUGGGACUCAUGUGUCAUCAGAGUCACCCUCCAAGCCCAACGAGAAUAUCCUCCAGAUAUGCAGUGUAAAGAUAAAUUUCUCCUACAGAGUACAACAGUGCCCCCAAAUACUGAUGUUGAUGACCUCCCGCAAGAUACUUUCACCAAGGAAGGUGGAAGGGCAUUAGAGGAGUGCAAGCUUAGAGUUGUGUAUAUGACUCCUGGUUUAGCUCAAGGAAACUCAGAAGAUGAAGCUUUAAGGAGCUCCAUGCAUGGUCUUGAUACUAAUUCUAAUCAGGCUUUCCAGCGCCUGAAGGAUGAAAGAGAUGCAGCUGUUAGACAAACACAGCAACUUCAACAGGAACUGGAUAUACUGAAGAGGCGAAGAUUUCGGAAAGGUGACCCAGGCUUCUCCUUCACCUUUGCAAUUUUUGUGGGACUCAUUGGACUCAUGGUUGGCUUCCUCUUGAACCUUUCAUUAUCUUCACCAUCUACAGAAUGACUUGACAUUUAUUCAGGACAUCAGGAAAUAUUUUCUUGACAAAUUCUUUGUAUAAUUUCUUUAUCUUCUGUUUGAUGGAAAGUUUACUUCCUUUUUUUGUAUAUUGAUGAUGAUUGUUGCAAAUUUGCAUCGUGAUUAGUUGAUUUAUUGAAUAUGUUUCUAUUUCAC
Messenger RNA from Prunus avium (sweet cherry), 1339 nucleotides. RefSeq names its product Plant VAMP (vesicle-associated membrane protein) family protein. NCBI's taxonomy places the organism in Eukaryota, Viridiplantae, Streptophyta, Magnoliopsida, Rosales, Rosaceae. The record is from RefSeq and is a predicted model, not a curated record. Gene Ontology annotation, cellular component: plasma membrane; endoplasmic reticulum membrane. Gene Ontology annotation, biological process: endoplasmic reticulum membrane organization.